CCACCGCAGGCCAAGGGAGCAGGUGCUGGCGGCUGUGAGGCGCCCCUGCAAGGUGAUGAGCGUGGUGGGCUCCGGCGGUCGCCGCCGGGCGCGAGUGUCCCGCCUCGUCUCCUUCAGCGCCACCCACCGGCUCCACAGCAAAUCUCUGAGUAACGAAGAAAACUUGAAAUUAUUUGGGAAAUGCAACAAUCCAAAUGGCCACGGGCACAAUUAUAAAGUUGUGGUGACAGUACAUGGAGAGAUUGAUCCUGUUACAGGCAUGGUUAUGAAUUUGACCGACCUCAAAGAGUAUAUGGAGGAGGCAAUUAUGAAGCCCCUUGAUCAUAAGAAUCUGGAUCUGGAUGUGCCAUACUUUGCAGAUGUUGUAAGCACCACAGAGAAUGUAGCUGUAUACAUCUGGGAAAACCUCCAGAAACUGGUUCCUGUGGGAGUUCUUUAUAAAGUAAAAGUAUAUGAAACUGACAAUAAUAUUGUAGUCUAUAAAGGAGAAUAGCUCUUACAGGUUAAUACCAUAAACAGAUUUAAUUUCUUUCCAUAUUUGAAAAAGGUCUUUAUCCCCUUGGACUAUUAACAAGUCAUCAUAUAAUUGUUGCACCUCCACACUGUGUUCUGGAGCGCCCGAUUCAUUGAAAUCAUUGUGAGUAAGACCUAUUUUAGAGUCAAAUCUAUCUUAAAACUAAAUUUGUAAUGUAUCCUGAGUAUCAUUUAGAGAGUCUUUUAUCUAUAGAUUAAAAAUCACUUCAUUUCAGCAAAAUGUUUUGGUGUAGAAUUAUUUGAAAGCAAAAGAAAUCUAUUUUUGUUUUUCCAUUAUCUCAUUUUUAGUAUUCAUUUUUCUCUUGGUAUAAUAUAAAUGGCAAAAAUGUUUAUAGGACUUAUGGUAGGUGAAUCUUAAAAAAUAAAAUACAGGUGACCACAAAAUCUGGAAACAUAAACAACAUAUAUUUUUUAAUAGAUUGGACUUCCUUGAUUACUUUUUUAGGGUAUGCUAAAGGCACAAGUUUAUUCAGUGAAAACUAGACGCACAAAUCAUCUGAGGCAAUGCAUUGUAGAUGGAUGUACAAGGAUGGAUGGAAAUGCUGCGUUAGUGCACAUUGUUCAUUGCAAUUUUGCACAGCUUAUUAAACUGUGAAUUGCUAGUGAGGAACAGCACAUUGAACAUGUCAUGGAAUAUCAGUAAACUACUUAUUAUGUAUAUUUGUGCAUGUUUCCAGACCUAUGGCCACCUGAACAGUUUUAACUCAGAAGACUGAAGGAUAAUCAUAUUAAACCCUAUUAAUAUAUUAAACCCUAUAAACCCAUAUAUUAAACCCUAUUAAAUAAUCAACACAAAAAGGAUAUAUUGCUCUGUAAAGCAUCUCUUGUAUACAGUUUUUCCUAAUUGAUCCCAUUUUGUUCUGGUCAUUAAACUUACCUGCUGAAGUUGAACUAUA
This is a messenger RNA of Diceros bicornis minor, 1430 nucleotides long. It is a transcript of the gene PTS, whose product is annotated as 6-pyruvoyltetrahydropterin synthase. Gene Ontology annotation, molecular function: 6-pyruvoyltetrahydropterin synthase activity. The record is from RefSeq and is a predicted model, not a curated record. Gene Ontology annotation, biological process: tetrahydrobiopterin biosynthetic process. The coding region runs from base 56 to 493 and encodes 145 amino acids. The transcript is spliced from 6 exons. Gene Ontology annotation, cellular component: mitochondrion. NCBI's taxonomy places the organism in Eukaryota, Metazoa, Chordata, Mammalia, Perissodactyla, Rhinocerotidae.